Messenger RNA from Ogataea polymorpha, 1554 nucleotides. RefSeq lists its product as uncharacterized. Gene Ontology annotation, cellular component: membrane. Bases 1 to 1554 code for a protein of 517 amino acids. NCBI's taxonomy places the organism in Eukaryota, Fungi, Ascomycota, Pichiomycetes, Pichiales, Pichiaceae. The transcript is spliced from 2 exons. The record is from RefSeq and is a predicted model, not a curated record. Gene Ontology annotation, molecular function: amino acid transmembrane transporter activity. Gene Ontology annotation, biological process: amino acid transmembrane transport.
AUGUCUGAAUCCAAGGUGAAAUCAACAGAAGUGGUCGACGAGGUUACUAGUGUGGAGGAUUUUGAGCCUCUAGUUCAAACAAUCAGGAAACUGGAAGAAUCUGUCGAGGAUGUUGGCUACAAGAGACAAAUUACUGGUCGUCAAGUCCUUAUGAUAACUUUUGGGGCAGGUAUCGGUACUGGUUUCUGGGUCGGUAUGGGCUCAGCUUUAAGGCAAGGUGGUCCUUUUGGUAUAGUCUUUGCUUAUACAAUCAACGCUUACAUUGUUUAUGUCAUGUUCAUUCAAACUGGAGAGAUGACGGCCUAUCAGCCUAUUCACGGUGGUUUCAUUAACCAGAUUGACAUGUAUCUUGAUAAAGCAAUUUGUUUUGCCCAGGGAAUUAACUUUGCUUUCAACUGGAUGAUUGUUCUGGCAGCAGAGCUUACCGCGGGUAUUAGCAUUCUUCGUUACUGGGAUACUAAUAACAGAGUGACAACUGCCGAAUACAUUGCGAUAUUCGCAGCAAUCUACAUUGCUGGAAAUAUUUGGCCAAUCAGAGCUUACGGAUACAUUGAAUACGUUCAAUCCUUUAUCAAAAUCGUUGCGAUGGCUGGUAUCACUCUCUUUAUGUUUAUCGGAACCUGUGGAGGAUUACCAAACACUGGACCAAUUGGAUAUAAGUUUUGGAAGAAUCCUGGCUGGAUAAGAAAUGGAAUUCAAGGAAUAGUGUUGGCCUUCUCACAAUCUGGAUUUUCUUUUGGUGGAGGUGAACAUAUCGCCAUCGUUGCAGGUGAGGUGAAAAAUCCAAGAACGUUUAUACCUAGAUGCACCCAGCCUAUAUUUUGGAGGCUCUGUGUGUUUUUCAUUGGCAACGCUUGGCUGAUUACAAUGAAUGUGCCGUAUGAUGACGAAACACUUAAUAAUGCCAGUGGCUCGCUUGCUUCGCCAUACAUCAUUGCAAUGAAAAGGGGAGGAGUGAAGAUCCUCCCUGAUAUUCUGAAUGCUCUGAUUCUACUUUCCGUCAUCUCAUGUGGUAACUCCUCCGUGUACAUUGGAUCUCGAUCGCUUGUUGCCUGUGCAGAUUUGAAAGUUAUUCACCCGGUAUUUGGCAAGAAAGACUCUAAGGGCAGGCCCGUUCUGUCUCUUCUGACUGUGUUUGUGGUUGGUAUUGCGCUGGCGUUCUUAAACUGCUCAAAAACUGGAGAGCAGGUGUACAACUGGUUUAACUCGCUGUGUGCCCUGAAUGGAUACUUUACUUGGCUUAGCAUAUACUGGUCACAUUAUCGCUUCAGAGCUGGUCUCAAAGCACAGGGUAUCAACUACAAGACGCUGCCUCUUUACGACAAGUUUUUCCCGUGGACAACAUAUACUGCCACCUUCAUUAUCAUUGCCCUGUUUAUAGGACAAUUCUACAUUGGAUUAUAUCCUCUUGGAGGAAAUUCAAUGUCAGCUGCAGACAGAGCAGAGAAUUUCUUCCUGACCUACCUCUGUGUUCCUCUGUUUGGCCUCUGCUGGCUUUAUUACAAGCUCAGAUUCAAAACCAAACUGCUAUGCCAAAAAGUGGAACGAGAUUGA